This is a messenger RNA of Nelumbo nucifera (sacred lotus), 309 nucleotides long. RefSeq names its product auxin-responsive protein SAUR21-like. The record is from RefSeq and is a predicted model, not a curated record. Lineage: Eukaryota; Viridiplantae; Streptophyta; Magnoliopsida; Proteales; Nelumbonaceae. Gene Ontology annotation, biological process: response to auxin.
AUGGGUUUCCGCUUUCCUGGUUUGCUUCACACAAAGGAGAUUCUUCGCCACUCUCUUUCAGGAGGGAGGAACCAAUCGCUUUGGUCAACAACAGCCAAUGUUCCCAAGGGUCAUUUGGCAGUUUAUGUAGGAGAAGCAGAAAAGAGGAGGUUUGUUAUUCCAGUAUCCUACUUGAAUCAUCCUUCAUUCCAAGAAUUAUUAGGUCAGGCCGAGGAAGAGUUUGGGUUUGAUCAUCCGAUGGGUGGCCUAACGAUUCCUUGCAAAGAAGACACUUUCAUCCACCUUUUGAAUGGAUUGUUAGAGGAGUAA